This is a messenger RNA of Camelina sativa (false flax), 2465 nucleotides long. The record is from RefSeq and is a predicted model, not a curated record. NCBI's taxonomy places the organism in Eukaryota, Viridiplantae, Streptophyta, Magnoliopsida, Brassicales, Brassicaceae.
ACUUACCGGUACUGGUGAAACCGUUCGAGGAUGCUUCUUUCUUCCUCUUCUUCAUCUCUCUCUCACCACCACCACCACUCUCAUCCUCAUUGACUUGACUUUGUCUCUUUGGCUCUCUAGCUUCUACUCUCUCUCUGCUACGUCAAUGGUUUUCUUUUUCUAUCUUUGCUCUUCGAUCUUAACCAAAUCGUGUCUUCUUCUUCUUUGAUUUGGAAGGAGAUCUAUUUCUUGAUUAAUUUGUUAAAUUUCAAGAACCUGUUUUGAGUUGAUGGAUACCAUUCUUGAUGGCUUCGCCGAUUCGUAUGAAAUCACGAGCAGUACUAGUUUCUUCGCCGCCGCACCUGCACCCACCGAGUCCUCUAUCGUUUAUCCCGCCGCCGAACUUCUCACCGGACCUGAUGUCUCUGCUCUGCGAUUGCUCUCCAACAGCCUCGAAUCCGUGUUUGACUCUCCCGAAGAUUUCUACAGCGACGCUAAGCUUCUUCUCUCUGACGGCCGGGAAGUUUCUUUCCACCGGUGCGUUGUCUCAGCGAGAAGCCCUUUCUUCAAGAACGCUUUAGCCGCAGCCGCCAAGAAGGAGAAUGAUUCCAACGCAGCCAUCGUGAAGCUCGACCUUAAGGAGAUUGCUAAGGAUUACGAAGUCGGCUUCGAUUCGGUUGUGACAGUUCUUGCUUAUGUUUACAGCAGCAGAGUGAGGCCACCUCCAAAGGGAGUUUCUGAAUGCGCUGACCACAGUUGCUGCCACGUGGCUUGCCGGCCUGCCGUUGAUUUCAGGUUGGAGGUUCUCUACUUGGCUUUCAUCUUCAAGAUCCCUGAACUAGUUACUCUGUAUCAGAGGCAUUUGCUGGACGUUGUGGACAAAGUUGUUAUAGAGGACGCAUUGGUUAUACUCAAGCUUGCGAGUAUAUGUGGUAAAACAUGUACGAAGCUGUUGGAUAGAUGCAAAGAGAUCAUUGUCAAGUCUGAUGUCGAUAUAGUUAGUCUUGACAAGUCUUUGCCUGAAGAGAUUGUCAAACAAAUAACUGACAACCGUAAAGAGCUCGGUUACGAGGUGCCUCAACUAGAGAAACAUGUCUGGAAUAUACACAAGGCACUUGACUCUGAUGAUGUCGCGUUAGUCGAGAUGCUUUUGAAAGAAGGCCACACCAGCUUAGAUGAUGCCUGUGCUCUUCAUUUCGCUGUUGCUUAUUGCGAUGUCAAGACCGCAACUGAUCUCCUAGACCUUAAAAUUGCUGAUGUCAACCAUAGGAAUCCGAGGGGAUACACGGUGCUUCAUGUCGCUGCGAUGAGGAAGGAGCCGCAACUGAUACUAUCUUUACUGGAGAAAGGUGCAAGUGCAUCAGAGACUACUUUGGAAGGUAGAACUGCUCUCUUGAUCGCUAAACGAGCAACUAUGGCGGUUGAGUAUAAUAAUGUUCCGGAGCGUUACAAGCAUUCUCUCAAAGGCCGACUUUGCAUAGAAAUAUUAGAGCAAGGUGACAAACGUGAACCAAUUCCUGGAGAUGUUCCUCCCUCUCUUGUUGUGGCUGCCGAUGAACUCAAGACGAGGCUGCUCGAUCUUGAAAAUAGAGUUGCACUUGCUCAACUUCUCUUUCCAACGGAAGCACAAGUUGCAAUGGAUAUCGCACAAGUGAAGGGAACAUGUGAGUUCAUAGGGACUAGCCUCGAGCCUGACGGCCUCACAGGUACAAAGAGGACAUCACCGGACGUAAAGAUAGUACCUUUCAAAAUCUUAGAAGAGCACCAAAGUAGACUAAAAGCACUUUCUAAAACCGUGGAACUUGGGAAACGCUUCCUCCCACGCUGUUCGGCAGUGCUCGACCAAAUAAUUAUGGACUGUGAGGACUUGACUCAACUGGCUUGGGGAGAAGAAGAAACUCCCGAGAACCGACUACAAAAGAGGCAAAGGUUCAUGGAAAAACAAGAGUCAGUGAACAAGGCCUUCAGUGAGGAUAAUUUGGAUAUUGUAAACUCGUCCCUUACAGCUUCGUCUUCUUCCACAUCGAAAUCAACCGUUGGGAAGAGGUCUAAUCGUAAACUCUCUCAUCGGCGUCGCAAGUUAGCUUCAGGGCUGAUAUAAGAGAACACUGAGUGGGCCGGUAAGGAGCGUCCUCCUAGAAGCAGCCUAACACUCGGAGGCUGGGACUGCUUCACUGUAGUUUUUAUCUGAUGCCUAAUAGUCAGCUCCAUUGCAGCCAACAUUUGUGAAUGACACAAGUUACAGAUCCCUUUGCAACAUUUCUGGGUGCAGAGAGGUCGAGAAAGGAACACAGUACCGUGAAAGAACAACGGUCCACUCUGCUUUUGUCAAUGGAGGAGAUCCCGGAAACAUAUAUAUCGUUUUAAUGAAUAUUUGUUUCAUAAUAAAUUGAAUCUCAAGAUUUUCUGAAUCAUACAAUCAUCUUGCUUAAAUCUGUUUCAUAUACAAUACUACAAUAUACAAACACGGAUCGGUUUUAGUCCUC